Molecule: messenger RNA, 8427 nt
Organism: Sceloporus undulatus (fence lizard)
Lineage: Eukaryota; Metazoa; Chordata; Lepidosauria; Squamata; Phrynosomatidae
Gene: PTCH2
Product: patched 2
Exons: 23
Coding region: 432-4559 (1375 amino acids)
Biological process (GO): smoothened signaling pathway
Cellular component (GO): plasma membrane
Molecular function (GO): hedgehog receptor activity; hedgehog family protein binding; smoothened binding
Source: RefSeq, a predicted model, not a curated record
AUGUUUGCGGAGUAAUUUGCCUCUUCCUCGGCCAAUGGGAACCGGGGCACUUUCCCAUCCACCCCGACCUCCCUCCUCUCCUCCUCCUCCUCCUCCUCCUCCUUCUGCUGCUCCUUCUUCUCCUCUUUUCAGGCUCUCCGAGGCUUUUCUGCUUCCAAAUGCGGCUGGGACGGGACGGGACUAGGCACCGGGAGCCUGCGCCUUGGCUGGGGGUCCUCUGAGCCUUCUUCCGCAGGGGCAGCCUCCCCCGCCCAGAAUGUGCACAGCCCAGAGCCCCAGCCCCAGCACCAGCAGCCCCUCGCAAGCAGCCCCGGCAGCUCCAGCAGCAGCAGCAGCAGCAGCCCCCUUCCCGGCCGGAUUACCGCAGGAGCCCUCCUCUGCCUGGACCCAGCCGCCGCCGCCGCCGCCCCGUCCUCGCCCGACCCCGGAGCAUGGCUUCUGGAGAGCGCAGGGCCCCCGGGGCCCCGGGAGGCUCCGGCAAGGCAGCCCCCGCCGACCUCCUCCGGCGCCCCAGCUACUGCCACGCCGCCUUCGCCCUCAAGCAGAUCGCCAAGGGUAAGGCUGUGGGCCAGAAAGCCCCGCUGUGGUUGCGGGCCCAGUUCCAGGCCCUGCUGUUUACAUUGGGAUGCUGGAUCCAGCGUCACUGUGGCAAAGUACUUUUUGUGGGACUAUUGGUGUUUGGGGCGCUGGCUGUUGGGCUGCGAGUAGCCUCCAUUGAGACGGAUAUUGAGCAGCUCUGGGUGGAAGAGGGCAGCCGUGUCAGCCAGGAGCUUCGGUACACGAAGGAAAAGCUGGGAGAAGAAUCUCUCUACACAUCACAGAUGCUGAUACAAACUCCCAAACAUGAAGGAGAAAACAUUCUGACCCUGGAAGCCUUGGCAAUGCAUCUUGAAGCUGCUCUAGCUGCUAGCAAAGUACAGGUCUUACUUUAUGGAAAGUCUUGGGAUCUCAACAAAAUAUGCUACAAGUCGGGUGUCCCCAUAAUUGAAAAUGGCAUGAUUGCACGGAUGAUCGAGAAGCUCUUUCCCUGUGUUAUUGUGACCCCACUAGAUUGCUUCUGGGAUGGUGCCAAGCUGCAGGGCGGCUCUGCUUACCUUCCGGGUCGACGUGAUAUCCAGUGGACCAACUUAGACCCUAUUCAGCUGAUGGAGGAGCUGGGUCAGUUUGCAUCACUAGAAGGAUUCAAGGAGAUGUUGGAUAAGGCAGAGGUUGGUCAGGCCUAUAUGGAGCGCCCUUGCCUUGAUCCCUUGGACACUGAAUGUCCUACCAGUGCCCCCAACAGCCAAAACAAGAAGGAACCAGACAUACCCUCUGAGCUCACAGGUGGCUGCCAUGGCUUCUCCCAAAAAUACAUGCACUGGCAAGAGGAGUUGAUUCUGGGUGGCACAGUAAAGGAUUCUGAGGGCAAACUACAGAGCGCUGAAGCCCUGCAAAGCAUGUUCCUGCUAAUGAGCCCACGACAGCUCUUUGAGCACUAUCGGGAUGACUACGAGAUACAUGAUAUCAUCUGGAGUGAGGAGAAGGCAGCUGCGGUGCUGGAAGCCUGGCAACGGGAGUUUGUUGAGUUGGCCCAGGAAUCCCUCCCUGCAAAUUCCUCCCAGACCAUUCAUGCUUUCUCCACCACCACACUCAACGACAUCAUGAAAUCCUUCUCAGAUGUGAGUGCCAUUCGUGUGGCUGGCGGGUACCUGCUGAUGCUGGCAUAUGCCUGUGUCACCAUGCUGCGUUGGGACUGCUCCAAAUCACAGGGUGCUGUUGGCUUGGCUGGGGUUCUUCUAGUUGCCCUUUCAGUGGCAGCAGGACUUGGAUUUUGUUGCUUGCUAGGAAUCUCAUUCAAUGCAGCCACCACCCAGGUACUGCCUUUCCUUGCACUGGGCAUUGGUGUGGAUGAUAUGUUCUUGCUGGCACAUGCCUUCACAGAGACCAGCCAACAUGUUCCCAUCAAGGAGCGGACUGGUGAAUGCCUACGGCGCAGCGGCACCAGUGUAGCACUCACCUCCAUCAAUAACAUGAUUGCCUUCUUCAUGGCUGCCCUUGUGCCUAUCCCAGCUCUGCGUGCUUUCUCUCUGCAGGCUGCUGUUGUGGUUGUUUUUAAUUUUGCCAUGAUGUUAUUCAUUUUUCCUGCUAUCCUGAGCUUGGACCUUCACCGACGUGAAAAUAAGCGGCUUGACAUUUUGUGCUGCUUCUACAGCCUCUGCUCCUCCCGCGUCAUCCAAAUCCAACCACAAGAAUAUGCUGAUGCAAAUGAUAACCACACCAUACCCUCUUACCCACAUGGUCACCCAGCACUGGCCACCAGCACCCGUAUUACGACUACAGUGCAGGCCUUCACACAGUGUGAUCCCUCUGGGCACCACGUGGUUACCAUCUUACCACCCACGCAGCAUGUCUUCACCACUCCUUCCACUCUGCUACCUGCCAACCCUCUGGGCUCACAAAUCUUCACUCCUGCAAGCUCAACCCGUGAUCUUCUGGCACAAGUGGAAGAGGGCAAAGGUGCCCAGGAUUGUGUGCCAUUGCCCUUUUGUCAGUGGAACCUCUCCAGCUUUUCUCGGGACAAAUACGCACCCAUUCUACUUCAGAGCCAAACUAAGGGAAUUGUGGUAGCCCUCUUCCUGGCACUGUUAGGUCUGAGUCUCUACGGUACAACAAAGGUACAUGAUGGGCUCUACCUGACAGACAUUGUUCCAAGAGGCACAAAGGAGCAUGCCUUCAUUUCAGCCCAAUUCAAGUACUUCUCCUUUUAUAAUAUGUUUGUGGUGACCAAGGGUGGCUUUGACUACCCCAACUCCCAGAAGGCCCUCUAUGGCCUGCAUCAAGCCUUCAACACAAUCCAGUAUGUAGUCCGUGAUGAGAACCACCAGUUGCCUAAGAUGUGGCUGCACUACUUCCAGGACUGGCUGCAAGGUCUCCAGGCAGCUUUUGACCAGGACUGGGCAGCUGGGCUCAUCACCAGAGAGAAUUACCGCAAUGGAUCAGAAGAUGGUGCCCUGGCCUACAAGCUUCUCAUCCAGACGGGCAACAAGAAGGAACCUUUCGAUCUAAAUCAACUGACCACUCGCCGCCUAGUGGAUGAGAAUGGGAUAAUUCCCCCUGACAUCUUCUACAUCUGCUUGACAGUUUGGGUGAGCAACGACCCUCUUGGCUUUGCUGCCUCCCAGGCCAACUUCUAUCCACCAACCCCAGAAUGGAUUCAUGACAAGUAUGAUGCCACUGGCGAGAACCUUCGAAUCCCAGCUGCACAGCCCUUGGAGUUUGCACAGUUCCCCUUCUACCUCAAUGGAUUACGGCAGACAUCAGACUUUGUGGCAGCAAUUGAGAGUGUGCGUGCCAUCUGUGAUGCAGUGGCCCAAACACAUGGUGUGCUCAGUUACCCUAGCGGCUAUCCUUUCCUCUUUUGGGAGCAAUAUAUUAACCUGCGCCACUGGCUUUUGCAGGCCAUCGGCAUCGUAUUGGUUUGCACUUUCUUGGUGUGCACUCUGUUGCUACUCAACCCUUGGACAGCCAGUAUCAUUGUAUUUGUUCUGGCAAUCAUGACAGUUGAACUCUUUGGUAUCAUGGGCCUCAUGGGCAUCAAACUGAGUGCCAUUCCUGUGGUCAUCCUCAUCGCUUCUGUGGGCAUUGGUGUGGAGUUCACUGUACAUGUGGCCCUGGGUUUUCUCACUGCCAUUGGCAACCGGAAUUUGCGCUCCACUGUGGCCCUAGAACAUAUGUUUGCUCCCGUGAUGGAUGGUGCCGUUUCCACUCUGCUUGGUGUACUUAUGUUGGCUGGUUCAGAAUUUGAUUUCAUUCUGAGGUAUUUCUUUGCUGUGCUCACCAUCCUGACAAUUCUGGGGCUGCUCAAUGGCCUAGUCCUGCUGCCAGUCCUGCUUUCUAUCAUUGGGCCACCUGCAGAGGUGACACCAGCAGAUAAUGGCAGCCGCCUCCCAACACCAUCACCUGUCCCACCGCCCAUCAACCACCACAGCUUUUAUGUUCACCAGCAUGGCAGGGCCUUUGGUGACUCUUCAGACUCAGAAUAUUAUUCAGAGUGCACUGGUGCUUCAGACAUAGGUGAAGAUGAUCGCAGCGCAUACAUCAUCCCACCAACACAAUCACACAUCUUGGUCAAGGCCAGCAAAAGCCCCAGCUUUCCCAAAAUCACUGUGGUGAAAAGCUGCAAAACAAGCCUAGAAUCACCUCUAUCAUUGUGCAGCCCAGACUGGACACAAACCACAAUCCCUGGAGGUCACAUACUUGCCUCUGGCACAGAGGCUAAAGAGACUUCAAAGCAGCAAGAGCAGGCCAACCACGGACUAGGGCCCCGGAUAGUUCGGACUGCUCCCAUUCCCCCUUGGACCAACCCCACUGCCCAUGGCACCAAAGUACCACCUGUUGGACCUGGUGGCACUUUUGCCACAGUUACAGCUACUGCAUCAGUGAUGCUGGCCUUGCAUCCAUCCCUGCCUGGCUCAUGUCGAGGCUACACACAUGAGGGCUUUGAAUCUGAUGGCCCUGAAGAGUCCGGUGUAGAUUUCUGUGACAGCUUCGAACUGCAGGACCUCAACCAGAGACACUAACUCUCCACUUUGGCAGGCCAAGGCCCUGGCUCUAAAACUCCCGCCUCAGGGAUGGGAUGUGUGCAGAAUCCCAGGUGGGGAGAGGGGCCCAGAUGGUACACACACACACAGCCUAGACUGUGAAGCAUACAUGGAGGCUCUUCCACUGUGCCUGACCAACUGUAGAUGUAGACAGUGCCUUUGAGAACUCGAGCAAGGAGGCCAGAUGAGCUUCUGCAGUAACCAUUUAGUGAAAAGGUUGAUGGGAGAAUCUCUCAGCACCUGGUACUCCACUCUCCCAUGCCUUCUUUUCUCAAGGUUUAUUUGCCAAAUAGAUUACUAGUUUCUUGGUUGCUGGAGCUUCUGGCUUCAGAACAUCAGCAGUUUGUGUCCUUACAUUGGAUUGAUGGCCCACAGAGUGUUGGGCCCCACUCACCUAGAGACAGGGAACGUUCCAGCCCAUCAAACCUGCAAAACAAAAGUGACUGUUUCCUAUAUGCUAUGUAAAGCAUCUUAUGGCCAGCAUCAGGACAGGGCAUGAAAAUUUCCCAAUCACUUACCCUCCCGUGGAGAGAGCAGGACUCAACUUAAAUGUGGGGAGGUUCUCCCAUAUUGUGCUGCUAUUCUUUUAUUUUUAUUAAUAUUAAUAUUAUAUUAUUAUUAUUAUUAUUUUAAGCUGUAUAAAAAGAGUCACAAACCCUUCCCCUUAUAAUUAUAAUAAUUAUUAUUUUUAUUAUGUUCACAGCUCCCUCAUUUAAAAAGAAAGUGGGGGUAUCCCUUUAAGGGGAACUGCGAGGGAAAAGUUGUAAUGGGAAAAGGUAACCCCUGGGAGCAUGGAGUGAAGGGAGCAUGCAAUGGAGGGGCACCAUGUGUCUUAACGUUCUAUGCAAGCUGGGUGGGACAGGCUGUGCUCUGCUCCUGCUUCCACCAGCACAAAUUCAUGUGCCAGCAUCUGCCAUGUGGCUGUUCUUAAUUUUCUUAUUCUAUCCCAUGCCCCAAAAGUUUCUUUCGUGCCCUCCUUUUUAGCUUUCUUACCUCUUUUAUCAGCCUGUCACACAAGUGUCCCCUAAGCAAUUCUAAAGUACCUCCUAGUAGUUAUAUUCCCAGCAUCAUAAUUUCCCAGGAACGUCAGUGGGCCAUAAUUAAUGAUUAAUAGAAGACAAAUGGUGACUACUUGGGGAUUGUUCAGAACAGACAGUUUGUACAUAAAAAUGUAUUGGUCCUGGAAGUCCUCCAAACAGGGCAUUCCAUGCCAUUCUCCCAGCCAGAGUGGUAAUGUCUGGAAAACUAACCUGUACAGGUGUGGAUUUAUCUGUGUUUUUGAUUCCAUACUUUAAAAAGUGUUUCUCACAAGAUGUUUUACACUCCAAGGUAGCCCCUAAGUACAAAAUAUAUUUGUAUUGUUUGGUUAUGAAGGGAGUGUUUCAAAUAGGAAUGUGAGGUAUCUAGAGAUAAUAACACUUCAGUAGGAAGGCUGGGCAUUCUGGUGGUAAAUUCAACCAUUCACUUCCCUUGUUGAGGGAAUCUGUAAUAGGUGGCACACUGUAUUCUCAUUGGAGCAACAGUACACACACCAUUUGUGAUCUUAACACACAACGGGCUUUCCUAUGUUGAGACAAUUUCCUUCCCAGCCUGCAUAGGUGUAGUACAAAGCUCUCAAGCCACAGUUCGCCAGUGAUGAUAUGCUAAACUUUCCUUGUUCCCUAUGCAGAGAUAAUUUCUGUGUAGGAAAAAUAUCAUGUGUGAAAUUAUCCCUUGAUUUGAUCCAGCAAGGUUUUGUGGUGACAGCAGUCUCUCCCAGUCAAAAAGAUUCCCUAUAUAGUCAUUAGAGCAGAAAAUGUUCAAAGGGAGCAGCAAAAGUUGGGCAAAACAUUUCAUUUUCCUGACCAAAAGUAUGAUUGCUGUGGUUGCUGCUUCUGUUUCUAAAUGAUCUUUUUCCGGUUCAGCUUCUUUGGUUAGAAAUUUAGAAAUGAACAAUCACUUGGCAGUAGGAUGGGGACUAAAGGACAAGUUCCAUUUCUAUCAGAUACACUUGCGGUUUCUGUGUAACAAAUCAAAAUUGAUUUACUAAACAUUUCAGGUUUUUCAUUUUGGUUUAGGACAAAAAUUGGAAUUAUGCAUGCAAUUUAAAGUGUUGCUUUUCAGACAAGAAAAUGGCUCAUACCAUAGACAGACAGACCAACAGACCGAGCUUCUAGGAUUUUUUUUUCCUUUAAAAAUAGUGUCAGUUAUCAUUUCCUUUCUUUUUUUAAUAUAUCAUCAAAAGGAAAGGCAAGACAGAUAGAAAGACAGAAAGAGUGCCAUUCACUCACCUGUUUACUUUUGGGUCUAAUGGAGUGCUUUAGUUUUCUGCAAGAUGAUUGCAAGGCAAUAGAAGUAAUAUUUUAAAAUGGCUACAGUUUUUAUUACAGACAAGGCUAUGCCAAAUGAAUAGGCAAUGUAGGCAAUAGUGCGGGCCAGUAAAAUUCCAAGAACCCUUAAUUAUAAAUCUGUCAGGGAAAACCACAAUUCCCUGUGCCCCAGACUUGGGACAAUGAUCUGAAAUUAGGACAGUUGUUUUCCAUCCUCACUCUCUGGUUUUCCUGACUGUAGUUUUUGUUCCUCAUUUUGUGGAAGUGAAUCCAUUUUCUUGUGUGAAACAGGAAACAGGCUGUAACUGGAAGAAACAGAUAAGUGAGGGAGAUGCUGUUGUCACUUUGGGUUGUAUACACCCCCCCCAACACAUGUUACACAGGCUUCUAACAAAAAGACGUAAAGAUCGGGAUAAAAAUUGCUUUUCGACUAAAGAACAGUCUCAAUUACAAAUUUUUGAAUUUAGCCUUUAGGAAGGCCCCCUUCCAACUGCAGAUGUUAUUCAACAUGAUUUUGUCCAACUGCUAGAUACUGCUAGUUUUGCAGUGGUACUGAUGUUUUCAUUGUGUAAACACUUUACAGCAUUGUCUUUAGAAUUGGAUAAAAUAAGCACUGCAACUGUCCUUUAAUUGUUCUUUGCUGGGUUGGAGGGUCUCCCUCUGAGGGCUUUCUGUGAAAUUGUGACCUGUUUUAGAAUACAGUUGUGGACACAGUGGCCAAGGCACCACAGUCAACCAGUUUACUUGUGUGAGAGAGCAAGUCUGAUUCACUCUGGAGUUGUUUCCCCCAUGACUUUCUUCCCUCUAACCCCCAGCACUUUAUGAUUAUUAUGAUUAUUAUUAUUUUUAAGAAUUCCCUGUACCCAAUAACUGCUGUAAUUUUAUUCCCCAGACCAUAUUGGCUUCCCUAUUAGUCUCUUGCUACCAAGGGAGUUUCUCCUGAGGUUUUCACAGUCUGGUUGUAAUGUGAAAGCUUCAGUAAGCCUGGGCCUCCACCUACAACGAAGUCAUACUGUUCAUUUAAAGUGACCCAUGAUUGCUGGGGACCAGAAAAAAAUCCUGUAGAAACUUGCCACAUUGUAGGGCCUGACUUGGCCAUUUGAAUUUGCUCAGUUUGGCCAGCACAGAACUAUAAUAGUCCAGAAACUACUGUCAGAAUCAGAAUCUAGCAACAGUUGACAUUUUUCUGCAUUUGUUUGCUCCUUCAUUCCAGCCACUGACUAAAAUCGGCAAAGUGCUUCUAGGAAACUCAUCAUAGAAAUGGUGCUCCCCAUACCCCUCCCCAAGUCUGGGACCAGCAAAGCAUGGGAAAAUGGUGGAAAGGGGACACACUGUGUGUCCAUGUGUGUAUUUGUGUGUGUAUGAAUGCUUGUGAUUGUGUAGUGGGUGUGCUGGAGACCUUUUAACCUGAAAUGUUGUCAUGCCAUAUAAAUUAUUUAUAUCAAAAAAGAUUUAUUUUUGUAGUUUGUACAGACCUCUAGUCUUGCAAUGGAAGUUUUAUUUUUAAAAGUAAAUAUAUAUUAUAUAUAAAGCUAUCA